This is a messenger RNA of Caenorhabditis briggsae, 621 nucleotides long. Lineage: Eukaryota; Metazoa; Nematoda; Chromadorea; Rhabditida; Rhabditidae. The transcript has 3 exons. The record is from RefSeq and is a predicted model, not a curated record. Gene Ontology annotation, cellular component: membrane. The coding region runs from base 1 to 621 and encodes 206 amino acids. Gene Ontology annotation, molecular function: N-acetylgalactosaminide beta-1,3-galactosyltransferase activity.
AUGUAUUAUGUGGAUUCAAGUCUCAAUCAUUUCUAUUGGUCCUUCUACCAAUACGUUAUGGAAUUCUCAUCCAAAGUACCUUCCCAGUGGACUUUUAUUGGAGAUGACCAAACUUAUUUAAUAGUUCCGAACCUUCGAAAUGUACUUCAUAAUUUUGAUUCUGAAAAACCAGUGGUGCUGGGGAAAGUUCGAGAUACUAGUACUUUCUUCUCGUGGCUCUUCCCGCUUAGUAGUUUCAAGAAGAUUUCUGUUCGUGGUGGUAUCGUGUUUUCGAAUUCAGCAAUUGACAAACUUUCGGCUUGCAAAGGAUUUUUCUUUGCACGGGCUUCCGAUUACGCUCUUUAUGACUGUAGUGAUAGUCACAAUGUUCAAAUCGCUGACCCAUUUGAUGAAGAUGCUCUUCGAUUGUUCAAUGAUCUUCCACCCAAACAAAUAAUUGCUCCAGAUUCGAAACUUUUCCGCACUAGUUCAAUGAAAGGAGGAAAGUGUUCGGAUCAUGCAGUUUCGUUUGGUCAACUUUCCGAGAAGGAUAUGCGAGUUCUUGAGUAUGGAAUGACGUUGAAGGUCUUCGGAAGAGGAGGUCUCGAAACUUCCGAAUCGAAUGAAACAACCACCACAUGA